Messenger RNA from Exophiala spinifera, 795 nucleotides. RefSeq lists its product as uncharacterized. Bases 1 to 795 code for a protein of 264 amino acids. The transcript has a single exon. The record is from RefSeq and is a predicted model, not a curated record. Gene Ontology annotation, molecular function: peroxiredoxin activity. Lineage: Eukaryota; Fungi; Ascomycota; Eurotiomycetes; Chaetothyriales; Herpotrichiellaceae.
AUGAGUCAAUCCACGUCGGAUGACCGAGUUUCUGCACUGAAAUGCCGGUUCGAAGAUCAGCGUGGAAUCUGGUCCCCGGCUUGGGAGUCCGUAGCGAAGCUGAACCCAGGCUACCUGGAAGGAUACCUCAAGAUUCAAUGGGCGUCACAACACCGAAACCGACUACCACCCAAGAUCCAGGAGCUAUGUUACAUAGCUGUCGCCUCAUCUGUAACUCAUAUGUAUCUACCCGCGGUGGAAGCACACAUCUUGGCUGCCUUGAGGACGGGCGCUACGAGCGAGGAGAUCUUCGAGGUUCUAGGCUUGAGCUACCUCCUGGGAGUACACACUGUGACCAUGGGCUUCCCAAUUCUCCAAGAACUUGUGGAGGAACUUUCAAUCCCGGCCGACACAGUCACUCCUGAGCAACAGGAGCUAAAAGAGAUCAUCAAAUCGAGAUUUAUUGCAACCAGAGGCUUUUGGCCCGAAACCUUCAAACCCCUACUGGAUUUGGACCCGGAAUUCUUCGAACAGUAUACAGAUUUCUCAUCGUUCUCACCAAGGUCGAAGGUUCUCGAGCCUAAAUAUCGUGAGCUCAUCAUUACAGCCAUUGAUGCUGCCACGACCCAUCUUUAUUCGCGAGGCACGAAAAUCCACAUGCGUAAUGCAUUGAAGAUGGGCAUUACCCCAGCUGAGGUUCUAGAGAUGCUCGAAAUUACAAGUUUAAUGGGCAUUGACGGCGUUGUCAAUUCAGCGCCGUUGUUGGCAAAAGCGAGAGAGUUGGUACCAAAAGAUGGGUCAAGUUUGAGUACAUGA